GUUUCACAAAGUCUGCCCUUCGACCUCAAUCGCCACCCGUACGCAAACAUUCCGCACACAAAAAGUAUUUUAAAACGUUUCACAGCGGAUGUGCGAGAGUACGCACAGCAAACGAACACAAAGGUCAAACCCGAACUCAUUGGGUUCUUGAAGCAAAACAUCGAAGAGUGCUCGCGGGUGCCUACAGGUUCCGCAAUGAUGACCGCUGCCAAUCAACUGACCAAACUUAGUACCGCUCUCAAGGAGUUGCUGACUAAGGAUACUGAGGU
Sphaeroforma arctica JP610 is the source of this 269-nucleotide messenger RNA. RefSeq lists its product as hypothetical. Lineage: Eukaryota; Ichthyosporea; Ichthyophonida. The transcript has 2 exons. The annotation marks the transcript as partial. The record is from RefSeq and is a predicted model, not a curated record.